AUGCAUCACCUGACAACCACGAUCCAGCCUCUCUCUCGUGAUGGUGGUGUCCAUGUUGCUAAACCACUCCGAUCCGAUCCGUUCCUUUCCCAUCUCGAACAAGCAUUGGAAAAGAAAUUUGAAUCUCAACAGAAAGGAAAAUUGCGAUGGCUUUGCAAUCGAGAAUUGAAAUACGAUCAUUUCUUUCUGAUUGAAUUUAAGAAUGAUCAGCAAUUUGUGUUGAAUCAUAUUCGGAAAUAUGGUUUCGGUUUGUCCUUUGCUUCCGAGGCAUUGAAAGGCAAUAAGGAAUUUUUGUUGCAAUUAUUGAUGAAACUAAUAUUGGACUCCAAGAACUCUGGAGAAAGAGACCUAGAGGAAGCGAUAAAAGAUACUCUCAAUUUUCUUUCAAGGGUGGAUAAAGAAUUGCAAUACAAUCGAGAUUUUGUCUUGCAAGUCGUUCGACAAUAUGGAAAGGUUUUCAAAAGUGAUCUCGACAUCAAUUAUCAACAUGACAGAGAGAUUGUUUUGGCCGCUGUGAAACAAGAUGGACGAGCAUUGAAAUAUGUUUCAGAAUGUUCAUCCGAUCAAUUGAAACAAGAUCAAGAAGUGGUAUUUGAAGCCAUUCGACAAAAUAAGAAAGCGCUUCGUUGGGCAUCUCGUAUUUUACUUGAGGAUGAGAAAUUUAUGUUAAAAGCACUUCGAUUGGUAUUGAUACCAGAGUUGGAUCAGUUUCAUUAUUCCAACAAAAAAAUCAUGUGCCAAGUGGUCAAAGAAUUUAGUUUUUUGUUGGAAUUUGCAUCUCAAAAAUUGAAAAGUGACAAGAAGAUGGUUUUUCAUGCUGUCAGUAAUGACGGCUUGUCACUUCAACAUUCUUCCCAAGAAUGUAAGAACGAUAAAGAAAUUGUAUUGAAGGCUGUUCAACAGAACGGACUCGCUUUAGAAUUUGUAGCGACACAUUUCAAAAACGAUCACGAAAUAGUACGGACAGCCAUUCUCCAAAAUGGUAAUGCUCUUCGUUAUGCCUCUUCAGAACUACGAAAUGAUUCGACUAUUGUAUUGGAAGCCAUUCAACAAUGUUCACAAGCUUUCACAUAUGCUUCCAAGGAGCUCAAAGAAAAUCAAGAAUUUUUAUGGAAAGCUCUUGAACUUGGAUGUGAGAAAGUUCUUAAAAGAAUUCCAUAUUCAGAAGAAUUUAUACCAUUCGUGAUGGAAGUGGUCAAGAAAAACGGACUUUGUGUAUCUUCAAAUAAUGAAUUUUGUUAUGGUAGACAAGUCAUGUUAGAAGCGAUUCAGAAUCAUGGUUUUGCAUUAUAUUAUGCGAGCGAAAAGUUGAAAUCAGAUGAAGAACUUGCAAUGAUAGCUCUCAAAUGCCAUGGUUAUGUGUUGGAUCAUGAGAGAACUUGCAAUCCAGCAUUCUGGAAUGACGAUCGUCAAUUAUAUCAAGCAAGAAUGGAUCAUUGUUAUUUUGAUGCUUUUAUGGGAAACAUGUAA
Molecule: messenger RNA, 1470 nt
Organism: Naegleria fowleri
Lineage: Eukaryota; Heterolobosea; Eutetramitea; Acrasida; Naegleriidae
Exons: 1
Coding region: 1-1470 (489 amino acids)
Source: RefSeq, a predicted model, not a curated record